GGUUUCACCACACAAGAAGGCAGUAAGUAACUGAAGCUAAUUCACAGCAUUAGACAACAAAACAGUGUGUAUAAUUUGAUAUCCUUAUGUCGUAGAGUGUCAAGAUUUUCAAUUUCUUGCUUCUCAUUAAAAAUAUAGCCAGAUAAUUUUGCUGUCACGGAUGCAUUCAAUAUUAUACCAACUAGGCACAAUUAUCAUUUAUCAAAUACACAUAUGAAACAAUAAAUUUACAGGUACAAUAGAAUAGUAUAUUGUGGUCAAAUGGAAACCACCAAAAGACAACUACUUUAUGCUUAAUACUGAUGGUGCAGCAAACACUAAUCUUAGGCAUGGAGGCAUAAGAGGAGUUAUUCGAAAUGCAAAUAGGGAAGGGAUUGUAGGCUAUGCUAAAAGCAUAAUAGAGACAACACACACUCGUGCAGAAUUACUAGUACUCUGUUAUGAACGAGAUUGGCCAGAAGACUAAGUUGAAGGGCCAGUUUGGAAUAUUAGAAAACUUUGUGUGGGACCCGGGCAAGAAGACUAAGGUGAAGGGCUUAAUAAAAAGAGAAUCGAUGCUGUAAAAAGGGUAUGCGUAUUGUUGAGUAAAAUGUCUGCUUCUCCUCAUCUCCCUUCUCUAGUGUCUGUAUACUCUCACCCUCAUUCCAAGUCUGAGCUUCUCAUCCCUUCUUCUCUAUCCUUUAUAUUGGAUGGUGCGUUACAUUUGGGUGAGGACCCGUGACCUCAUUCCGGAAGAGUAGAUGCCAUUCCCCGAGGAAUGGAAUUUCGAUCGUAAGUUGUUCUCAUAAGACUUCGGCUUUUUUUUUAAAAUGUUUUCUUCCCGAUAUACAGCUUCCCCUUGGAUACCACAAGAAGUGCCCGACCUCGAAGAUUGGGUUCGGAAGUUAGCCCCGACUUUCUCUUAUGCCGAACGUGCUUGGCGUGAUUUGGCUAAAGGCAGAUGGGAAGCCAAGAACCAUGGCGUAACCAAGGACGCCGCUUUGAGGCCUUCGAGCGGUGAAGAAGGAAAUGAGUCCCCUGUCCCGAAAUCGGGGAAAGACAAAAAAUGCAAAGCUGCCUCUCGAUUAGAGGGCCCCAAGCCCAAAACUCGAAGGGUAAGGAGGAAAGCUAUUGCCCUUUUGAUCGACUCGGUCCAACGACUGAGAGAAGAGGAAGAAGGAGAGGAAGAAGAAGAGGAAGAAGGAGGUUCCUCGGCUUUGGUGUCCCGAUCU
Messenger RNA from Nicotiana tabacum (common tobacco), 1211 nucleotides. Lineage: Eukaryota; Viridiplantae; Streptophyta; Magnoliopsida; Solanales; Solanaceae. The record is from RefSeq and is a predicted model, not a curated record.